GUCCCGGGUAGUCAUGGAAACGCGGGGUAAUCAAAAGCGGUAGAAAUCGAGUAAACGCGGAAACAUUGGCGCAGUUUAGCGCAGAAAACGACCGUGUAGAAAUAAUGGGAAAGGAGGAGGUGGAUCUCGUGACUGUGGUUAAGCCAGACGAGAAGAGAUCGCUCUUACAGAAGUAUGACAUUCCUAUAGAGCAUUUAUCUUACGAGUACGUAACCGGCUGCUCAAACGUCAAGGAGCUCGAACGAAUUGUUCUGAUCUUGAGAUCGGGCGAGGAGGGUAUAUUUCCGGACUUAAUAAAUCGCGCCGAAGAAUGUCUUGCCAAAAUCAGUCCCAAGAGCCGCGUGCUUCGGGUCGAAGAGCCGGUCGUUACUCGGGCGAUGUUGGAUCCCGAGGACCGUAGAUUGAUCGACGACGAUAUGGCCAGAUGGAUGAGCGAGAUGCAGGGAAGAGAGAAGGACCUUGAUGAGGGAAAGGCGUUUACGGCUACACCGCUAGUCCCGCAACCGGAAAUCCGGCAGACGCCAGAAACGAGAUCAGCGAAAAGAAACUCGCAGAGCGGCGCGAAACGGGGUAAACCGAAGGCGAUUGCCUCUUGCGAUUACGCAGGCUGGGACAGAUUCGACGCCGAUGCCGAAAUUGACCGCAUCGACUUACAGGAUGAAAGGAUGCAGGUAGAGGCAAAAAACGCACAACAGAGACAAAGAGAAAAGCAUGAGGAGGCCAAGAAAUUUUCAAAGGAAUCUAUAGUGAAUAAAUUAUCGUUGACGGCAACGGAACUAGGCGUGCUGGCUGAGCACGAGAAGAAUAUGGGAAACGAGGCGUACAGGGUUGGCGAUUACGAGGAGGCUUUGAUACGUUACAAUUCUAGCAUUACCAUUAACCCGAGUGUGAACGCGUACAACAACCGGGCAAUAACAAAUAUAAAGUUGCGUCGAUAUCAGGAGGCUGUUAACGAUUGCAACAUCGUGUCGAGUAUGGAGUAUAACAACGUAACGGCUCUGAUGAGGCGAGCACUGGCUCUUGAACAUCUGGAAAAAAAUUCACAGGCACUCAUCGAUUAUCAGACGAUCCUGCAGCUCGAACCAAACAACAAACUAGCCAUAGCGGCUGUAAACAGAUUGAAGAAACCGUCCGAUUCCAAGAAAGUAAGAAUGAAAAUCGAGGAAGAAAUUAUUCCGGCGGUCAUUUCCGAGACGAAAGUGGCUAAAAAUGAAGAAUUGAAUAACGUCACUAAGGAGCGAUCGACGGUAAAAAACGCUUACGAUUUACCAGAAGAAAAGAAGGACUCCUCCCCGAGUUCGAACGGCGUGCAGUCCGAGAUAUGCUUCUGCGACAGAGCACCGGGUUUUUCGCAGAGUCCAAAACCGCCCCCGCACUACAAAAGCAGCUACUGUUUGCCGCCGCCUCGCAGAACGCCGGGUUCGCGGCCAUUGGCUGUUAGAUCCGCUUGGGAAAAUCGGAAGGCUGAUACGUCCGGGACAAAAACGGGCUGCCCAGACGCGGAAUCGCCGAAGUUGAUGAUCGAGGAACUGCCCGGUCAUAACGAGUACGAAUCGACUUACAGUCGGCCACCGGCGAUCGCUGAGCUGACUAAGAGUAAGGGAAACGGAGAAAAAACCGUGACGAAAAAUGGGGAUGAAAAAGGGAAGCAAUUGCAAACGCACAAGAAUAGAGAUAAGCUCGCGGAUAAAAAGCCAGAGGAGUGCCAAAAACCGAGGGAGAAAAUCCUGUCCCCUGUCUCAAUGACUCACAAGAAAGUCGAGGUUGCUAGUAAAUAUGAGAAACCCGUUUUCAAGGAACAGGAAGUUGUGAUAAAGGAUCUCGACUCGAUCGAAUCGCCCUACGAAUUUCUCCGCGUAUGGCAAUCGCUGAAGACCGAUGUUGACUUAUCGCUACAUGCGAAACUCUUGCGAUCUUUAGCGCCGGAGGAGUUCAAUGUCGUCAUCGGAAAUAAACUGGACGGAGGUAUGUUCACAAUUUUGUUGCGGUGCCUUGAAAGACAUUUCUGCAAGGAUCGUGAGGACGUUCUCUUGGUUUGCCGAUAUCUAAAAGCCUUAGCUAAGCUGAGCCGGUUUUCCAUUGUACGAUCCUUCAUGGACUCGGUCGACAAAAAAGUUCUCCUCAAGAUGCUAAACUUCGUCGAGGAACACAACUCGCCUUUGGCUGCCGCGGAAUUGCGUCACGCCUACAACGUAUAAAUCGCCCAAGUAUAUAAAUACAAAUAGGUAGGUGUGCGCACGUGCAGAUCGUGUAGUACUUUCGAGCCAACUCGUCGACGUCUAACCCUGACCAUCUUGGGUCUGAUCCCCGAUUCUUUAUUUAUUUUUGUCUCAUUGUUCCAACUCUGAACGCGCUCGCAUGUCCUCAGAUUUUUCUUUUUUUUUUCCCCUCUUAAAUUGUUGUUAUUAUUCGUAAUUUUUACCAAUUUUGAAUAAAAAAAAAACCUGAAGAUUCUGUAUCGGAUAACGAUAUUUUUUUCAACGGCUUAGAAUAGCUAUGAAAAUUAUUUUUUUUCCGUUCAUCCGAAUGGAUUCGAGAAACUUUAUUUCGAUUUUUUCUGUAUAAAUAAAAAGUUACCAAAUAAUCUUUUUGCAAAUAUUUUAAAACAUGAAAACUAUUCAUUCUGUCUAACACUUUUAUCGCUAUUAAACUUUACGAGCCUUCGAAAACGUUAUUUAUCAACACUUAAAAUUUCGGAAAAUCGUGGGACUUGAAACAUGUUCUCGAAAUUAAACUAAAAAUUGAUUGAACGUUAGUAGAAAAAAUGAUUCAACUUAGAAACAAAUCCGUAUAUUACAGACGUUAUUCAGAAAGUAUUUUCUUUUUUUAAUUUUCGGUUUUAAAGUUGAACGUGCCGAGAAAAGUGUCCGUGUUUUCGAAUUAGCACAAUGGUUUAAAAAAAGAAUCAAACCCAAGUGGAUCAAGCUUAGUUGCCAUUCGAGUUGGCUCGGAACGCACCAUACACUGAGGACGAAAUUGAUUUACUGUUAUACAUCGUAUUCAUAGCAUUUAAUACAUAUACUUCAAUAAUUGACUUUCUGUACUUAUGAUCAAUAAAAUAUUA
Neodiprion fabricii is the source of this 3064-nucleotide messenger RNA. RefSeq names its product sperm-associated antigen 1 (gene Spag1). The record is from RefSeq and is a predicted model, not a curated record. Gene Ontology annotation, molecular function: heat shock protein binding. Gene Ontology annotation, cellular component: mitochondrion; cytosol. Lineage: Eukaryota; Metazoa; Arthropoda; Insecta; Hymenoptera; Diprionidae. Bases 105 to 2198 code for a protein of 697 amino acids. The transcript is spliced from 10 exons.